AUGCUUCAAAGCAACAAGAAGGCUGCCGAGUACAAGACUUUUGAGCCCGCGCCCCGCGUGAACCCACUCGACGACGCCAACGUCGUCUCGCGCCUGGCGUUCGCCUGGACCAAGCCACUGCUUCGGCUCGGAAACGUGCGCCAGCUUGCGUCCAGCGACCUCUGGCAGCUCCAAGGCGCCAACAAGGUCGAGCCGCUCACGGCGCAUUUUGAAAACGUCUACGCGCGCAAGAACAAGGGUCUUCUCUCGUCCUUCUUUGCGAUCUACUGGGGCCGCUUCGCAUGCAUCGGCUUCAUGCAGCUCUUCACCGUGCUCGCCGACUUGUACGGCCCGGGCUACGUCCUCGGCGAGAUCAUUCGCGCCGUCGAAGCACCCGUUCUUGACACGACGUAUGUCCUCCAACUCAUCGGGUCGCUCUACCUCGUGCAAGUGACGGCCGCGUUCAUCCGGGGCCACAUGACGUACCUCAACGACGUCAUUGGCAUCCAGUUCUCAUCGGUGCUGCGCUCGAUGCUCUUCAAGAAGGCUUUGCGCUUGGACGCAUCUUCCAAGAAGGAGAAGACAGCGGGCGAUAUUGCCAACCUCUUCUCGAUCGACACCAUCAACGUCAUGAGCUUUGCGACAAGCAUCCACUCGAUGUGGGUCGUGCCGCUUCAAAUCGGAAUUGUGUUGCAUCUUCUCUACGCGAUCGUGGGCUGGGCCAUCUUUGUCGGUCUCGGCGUUGUCGUUCUCAUCAUGGUCGUCAACGGCGUCGUCGCCGGUCUCAUGGGCGCCGAGCAAGAACGCUGCUUCAAGCUCAAGGAUGACCGCAUGAAGGUCAUCAACGAGGUCUUUGGCGCGAUCCAGAUCAUCAAGUUCAACGCGUGGGAGGAAAAGUUCCUCGCCAAGAUCCGCCAGCUGCGUCUCGUUGAAUUCGCCUCGGCCAAGAAGCUCGUGCGGAUCAUCGUCGUCCUCAUCUCGUUCAUGAACUGCACGCCGAUCUUUGUCACCGUCGUCGUCUUUGCAACGUUUACGCUCUGGAUGCAGCAGGCUUUGACCGUCACGAUCGUCUUUUCGACGCUGGCGCUCUUCAAGUCGCUCCAAGACGCCCUUGUGAACCUACCGAUGGUGGUCUCGUCCAUGGUCCAAUCGCUUGUCUCUGCCAAGCGCAUCAACGAUGUGCUCAACAUGUCCGAGUGCGAUCCAACCAACGUCUCGACGCCGUCCGACCCGAUCGCCGCCGUCUACGCCAAGGACCAGGUCGUCCUCGCCAUCGACAAUGCCUCGUUCACGUGGGACACGACCACGACGCCCACCUUCACCAACGUCAACCUCCGUGUCACGCGCGGCGAGCUCGUCGUGCUGCAUGGCGCGGUCGGCCAAGGCAAGUCGUCGCUCUGCUCGGCGCUCCUCGGCGAGAUGCAAAAGCUCUCCGGCUCGGUCUUUGUCGGCGGCCAAGUGGCCUACUUUGCGCAGCAGGCGUGGAUCCAAAACACGACGAUCCGCGAAAACAUCCUCUUUGGCCAGCCGUACGACCGCACCAAGUACCAGAAGGUCCUCGACGCGUGUGCGCUGCAGAGCGAUCUCGCGUCGUUGCCGGCCAGCGACCGCACGGAGAUUGGCCAGAAGGGCAUCAACCUCAGCGGCGGCCAGAAAGCGCGCAUCGCCCUCGCCCGCGCGUGCUACAGCGACGCCGACAUCUUCAUUUUGGACUCGCCCUUGUCGGCUGUCGACGCGAUCGUGGCCAGCGAGAUCUUUACCAAGUGUUUCCUCGGCCUCUUGGCCAAGAAGACGGUGCUGCUCGUGACGCACAACCCCGAGAUCAUCGAGUCGGUCGCCCGGACGCUGCUCGUGCAAGACGGUCAGCUCAUCGAGUCGACGCACGACUCGCCGCGCACACGUCAAGAAGCGACACCGGCGGUGACGCCACUCAAGGCCCGUACGCCGUACUGGGAAGAGGCGGAGGUCGUCGAGUACCCGGCGCCGGGGCCGCGCCAUGAGAUGCUGGUGACGCCGUCGCUGCGCACGCCAUACAGCUACAACGCGCGCGAGAUGCUGUACACGCCGCGCGAGCCGGUCGCGGGCCAGUCGUUUGAAGAGUCGGGCCGUCUCAUCGCCGACGAAGAGCGCGCCGAAGGGCGUGUUUCCAAGAAAGUCGUCUACGGCUACGUCCGGAGCAUCGGUGGUGCCCCGGCGGUGGCGGCGAUCGUCGUCUUGACGUUUUUGACGCAAGUGCUCAAGGUCGGCAGUGACUUUUGGCUCACGUACUGGUCCAACAACGUCCAGCAGCGAGCAAACGCAACGGUGUCUGUCGACAGCAACAUGGACAUCUACGCGGGCCUCGCUCUCGGCAGCUGCCUCAUGGUGGCAGCGCAGACGUACCUCGUCGUGGAGCUUGGUCUCGUCGGGUCCCAGCGUAUGUUUGACGGGAUGCUCCGCAGCCUCUUGGAGGCGCCAAUGCGCUUCUUCGACACCAACCCGAUCGGGCGCGUCCUGAACCGGUUUGGUGACGACAUCAUGGCGGCUGACUUUGGCAUUCCGCUGACCCUGGGCCCCAUGUUGUUUGAAGUCUCGUCGACGCUUGCCACGCUCGUGACGACGGUCGUGCUCAUGCGCUGGCUCGGCGUCUUGGUGCUGCCGCUGCUCGCUGUGUACCUCUACCUUGGCGCGUUCUUCUUGGGCCCGCUCCGUGAAGUGAACCGAAUUAUCAAGACGACGCGGUCGCCGCUCAUUAGCUCCGUCUCGGAAGGCAUUGACGGCUCGACGACGAUCCGCGCGUUUGGCGACAAGCAGCUCCGCCGCUUCUACCGGCUCAACACGCAAAAGAUCGAGACGUUUUGUGAGGCCCGCGUGGUCUACACUGCGAUCAACGUGUGGUUCUCGCUGCGCAUGUCGCUCCUCGGUAGCACCAUCGUGGUCCUUAUCCUUCUGGCGCUCGUCUUCCUGCACGAGUCGCUGAGCCCGGGUAUUGUCGGCCUCUUGAUCACGUACGGUCUCUCGAUUCCGGGCACGCUUGCCUUGCUCGUCGGCCUCUGGUCCCAGCUCGAGACGUCCAUGAUCGCACCCGAGCGCAUCCAAGAGUACAUUGCGAUCGAGUCCGAGGGCGCCCGCGUCACUACCGUCGCCGCCGCCAACUGGCCCACGACCGGUGCUGUCACCUUUGAUGCCGUCAGCUUCCGCUACAAGCCCAACGACCCGCUCGUGCUCAAGAACGUCUCGUUUGCUAUUGCUGGUGGCGAGAAGAUUGGUAUCGUUGGCCGCACGGGGGCCGGGAAAAGCAGCCUCAUGAUGGCGCUCUUCCGCAUGAACGACGUGGCGUCCGGGUCCAUUUCCAUCGACGGCGUCGACAUUGCAGCCGUCGGUCUCCGUACGCUGCGCAGCCACCUCGCCAUCAUUCCGCAAAACCCCGUCCUCUUCAAGGGCACGCUGCGCAACUACUUGGAUCCGUUCGACGAGUACGACGACGCGUCGCUCUGGGACGUGCUCCAAAAGCACGACGAGAAGCUCCUCGGCCCCGUGGACGAAAACGGCGAGAACUUUAGCGUCGGCGAGCGUCAAAUGCUGUGCAUGGCCCGCGCCCUCCUUCGGCAAGCCAAGGUCGUCGUGCUGGACGAAGCGACGGCGGCCAUCGACCACGCGACGGACAAGGUGCUGCAGGGCGUGAUCCGGACCGAGUUUGCGACCUCGACGGUGCUCACGAUCGCGCACCGCUUGGACACGGUCUUGGACUGCGACCGGAUCCUCGUGUUUGACCAGGGCGCGUUGGCGCAGAGCGGGACGCCGCAGGCGCUCGUGGCUGCGGGCGACGGCAUCUUCUUUGAGCUCGUCCACGAAGGCGGCUACAUGGACAAGAUGACUGUUCACCGCACCGACGAGGCGUGA
Messenger RNA from Saprolegnia parasitica CBS 223.65, 3861 nucleotides. RefSeq lists its product as hypothetical. Gene Ontology annotation, cellular component: membrane. Gene Ontology annotation, molecular function: ATP binding; ATP hydrolysis activity; ABC-type transporter activity. Gene Ontology annotation, biological process: transmembrane transport. The transcript is spliced from 2 exons. Bases 1 to 3861 code for a protein of 1286 amino acids. NCBI's taxonomy places the organism in Eukaryota, Oomycota, Saprolegniomycetes, Saprolegniales, Saprolegniaceae. The record is from RefSeq and is a predicted model, not a curated record.